AGCAAUAUUUAUUUUGUUAAUUAGUUCUAAGUGUACAGUUUUGAAUUAAAUAACUAUUUAAUUAUAUCCACAUUUAACCAAAAUAACUAAUAAUGUCAGCUACGCGUGCUGCCGGUCUAGUUAUAUUUAGAAAUAUGAAUCAAGUUGUACAGUUUUUGAUGCUACAAACUUCUUAUGGAAAACAUCAUUGGACUCCACCAAAAGGUCAUGUUGAUCCUGGGGAAUCAGAUUGGAUCACUGCUCUCAGAGAAACUAAGGAAGAAGCUGGUUUGUCAGAAGACGAGCUAAAUGUCUACAAGGAUGUAUCAAAGGAAUUGAAUUAUGAAGUUGGAGGUAAACCAAAGGUGGUGGUGUACUGGCUGGCUAAGCUCAAGAAUCCAGAGACAAAAGUAACAUUAUCAGACGAGCACCAAGAUUUAAAAUGGCUACCACUGGAAGAGGCUCAGGAAAUUUCAGGAUUUGAUGACAUGAAUCGUUUAUUAGCAGAGUUUCAUGAGAAAGCUAGAACACUGGCUUGAAGGACUACAUGUAUACAUGUAUACUACUAAGGAUACAGUCACCUAAGUAUGUACUGUAAGCUAGAUUCCAAAAUAAAAAAUCAAAUGCAAAACUCUAA
This is a messenger RNA of Trichoplusia ni (cabbage looper), 616 nucleotides long. It is a transcript of the gene Apf, whose product is annotated as bis(5'-nucleosyl)-tetraphosphatase [asymmetrical]. Lineage: Eukaryota; Metazoa; Arthropoda; Insecta; Lepidoptera; Noctuidae. Bases 93 to 518 code for a protein of 141 amino acids. Gene Ontology annotation, molecular function: bis(5'-nucleosyl)-tetraphosphatase (asymmetrical) activity. Gene Ontology annotation, biological process: ATP biosynthetic process; AMP biosynthetic process. The transcript has 3 exons. The record is from RefSeq and is a predicted model, not a curated record.